Messenger RNA from Carassius auratus (goldfish), 944 nucleotides. RefSeq lists its product as uncharacterized. Gene Ontology annotation, cellular component: membrane raft; external side of plasma membrane. Bases 1 to 696 code for a protein of 231 amino acids. Gene Ontology annotation, molecular function: protein tyrosine kinase binding; MHC class II protein binding. The record is from RefSeq and is a predicted model, not a curated record. The transcript is spliced from 3 exons. Gene Ontology annotation, biological process: T cell activation; interleukin-15-mediated signaling pathway; positive regulation of ERK1 and ERK2 cascade. NCBI's taxonomy places the organism in Eukaryota, Metazoa, Chordata, Actinopteri, Cypriniformes, Cyprinidae.
AUGGCUGAUAAGUGUCACAUGUGUCUGCUGGGACGGAUCAUUCUCUGUGCACUUCUCACAGGUAUCAGUGGAUCAGAAGUGACUCGUGUGUUCUGCAGUUCUGGUGAAGAUGUCCGUCUGUCCUGUAAUAAAGCUCUUCCUGGCUGGACAUCAACUUCAUGGCUCUAUAACAGACGUCAAGAGACAGUUGAACUGAUUGAUAGAGGAAUACAGAAGAAUAACACAGAGAGACACGAGAGACUGAGUCUGGGCUCUGACUGCUCUCUGAACAUCAAGAAAGUCACAAAAGAAGAUCGUGGACUUUACUCCUGCAGACAAUAUGUGAAUGAACAACAACAUGGAGCUGAUGCACGUGUUUAUCUGCAUGUUCUUCAUGUGUCUUCAUCAUCCUCAAAGUCUGAGAUCAGAUCAGGCCGCUCUCUGACUCUCUUCUGUCAGUUAUAUAAUGAUGAUCGAGUCUCUUGUGAUACUUCAGUCCAUUCUGAGGGUCUUGAUCUGAUCUGGGUGAAUCAGGCUGGUGUGAAUCUGCAGACAGACUCCAGAUUUCAGAUCUCAUUCUCCUCAGAACAGUGUCUCAUCUCUCUGACUACAACACUCCUGAAUGAAGAUCACAACAGAGAGUGGAGAUGUCAGCUUAAACACAGAGAUCAACUGAAGACCUCAGUCACAUAUACUGUCAAGUGUCCAAGUAAAUGAUUUAUAUGAACAAUUAAUCAUCAGUCAUUUAAAUAUGAUGGUAGUCUAUGACGUAUCUGAACAUUCAUCUUUUCCAGCUCCAAGCGAAACAAAGCCACCGUCUCCAGUCACCAGCUCUAAAUCAGCUUCAGCUCCUACACAAGCAGGUCCAGAAUCAGCUGUUAAGAUCAAUGUUUACUGUGACCUGAAGACCUCACUCAGAUACACUGACAUGUGUUCAGAUAACAACACUACAUUUCUUUAACCCC